Molecule: messenger RNA, 1340 nt
Organism: Triplophysa rosa
Lineage: Eukaryota; Metazoa; Chordata; Actinopteri; Cypriniformes; Nemacheilidae
Gene: nkiras2
Product: NFKB inhibitor interacting Ras-like 2
Exons: 4
Coding region: 122-700 (192 amino acids)
Biological process (GO): canonical NF-kappaB signal transduction
Molecular function (GO): GTPase activity; GTP binding
Source: RefSeq, a predicted model, not a curated record
UCCUCCCGUUAGAUGAGGGCGCACUGAAGCUCAGCGGAAACGGUGUCGUGUUUCGUCGAAGGCUGAUGGCAUUUGCCAUAAACAGGAAGUGCGUUUGGACUGUGAGCGGUUGUUCCUGAUCAUGGGCAAGAGCUGUAAGGUGGUAGUGUGCGGCCAAGGGUCAGUGGGUAAAACUGCUGUUUUAGAGCAGUUACUGUAUGCCAACCAUGUUGUAGGUUCUGAAACCAUGGAGACGCUGGAGGACAUUUACAUAGGGUCUGUGGAGACGGACCGCGGCACCCGAGAGCAGGUGCGGUUUUAUGACACGCGAGGGCUGCGUGAUGGUCAGGAGUUCCCGCGGCAAUACUUCAGCUUCGCAGACGGAUUCGUGCUCGUCUACAGCAUUGACAGCAAAGAGUCCUUCAAACGCAUGGAGCUCUUGAAGAAAGAGAUCGACCGCUGCCGUGACAAAAAAGAGGUGACGAUUGUUGUUCUGGGUAAUAAGUUUGACCUGCAAGAUCAGAGGAGAGUGGACAGUGAGGCGGCUCAGCAGUGGGCACGGCAGGAGAAGGUCAGGCUGUGGGAGGUGUCAGUGACCGACAGACGAACACUUAUUGAGCCUUUCGUUCAUUUGGCCAGUAAAAUGACCCAACCUCAGAGCAAAUCCACCUUCCCUCUCAGCCGCAACAAGAACAAGGGCAGUGGCUCCCAGGACAGCUAGAGAUGGAGAAUGAAAUAAACAGGAGUGGGGAGAAGCAAAUAUUAGACGAAAGAGAUCCGAGUGAAAAUAUGGAGCAAGAAAGAUCUCUAAAGAGAGAAAUAUUAAUGGAAGAAGACACAGAAUCUUUAAAAAAAUAUUUGUUUCAAUGUGGACUGCCACAAUAUUAAAAGAAAGAUACACAUGUUUGGAACAAUGUAUAAAGUUACUGCAAUUAUUUACAAUUAUCAAGUUGUUUAUGAACAUAUGGCUUAGGUUUUUUUGUGUAAUAAUUAUACCACACUGAAAUAUGUACCUCUGCAGUUACAUAGUUGUUACGUUUUAUGUAAAAAGCAGCAAGGGUCACUUAAAUUCAUUGCAGACAAUGUAUUUUGCAUGAUGUUGCCAUUAUGACUGCUACUGUUAAGUCUUAAGUUGCAAUCUGUGUGAAUGUGAGUUUUUCUUCAUUUCUAGGAUUUUAUAUUUUUACUUAUUCAAAACAGACAUUCCAAUCAACAAAAUGUUUACUGUUUUAUAUCACAAGAACAUAUUUCUGUGUCAAAACGAGUCUGUGAGAUUCUAAGUAUCACCACUGUGCCAUUGUACUGUUUGCCCUCAUGACACUGCAUUUCAGUUACAUCUUUAUAAAGCUUGUGUCAUCAUA